AUCUUAAAUUCCGCAGCUUCUUCUUGACCGGCUCACUCUUGGCCAAUUGGCAAAGUCUACAAUGGCCACCGUGAACUGGUCCGAUCUUCCCGAGGAGCUCUGGCCCAUCGUCGGAAAAUUCCUCCACAACCGCAUCGACAUCCUCCGAUUCCGCAGCGUCUGCUCCACAUGGCGCUCCUCCCGCCCUCCUUUCCAGCGACCCCCACCUCCUCCGCCUCUUCCCCUCAGGUUUUCUCCCGGCGCCGCCAACCCCAAAAACCAAGCUCUCGUUUUCCAGAGCACAAUCUACCGCAUGGAGCCGAUCGCCGACAACAACCGGGACGGUUCUUCUCGGUCGGAGCCGUGGCUGAUGAAGCUGGAGGAGGAUCUCAGUUCCGGCAAAAUGCGGCUACUUCAUCCGGUGACCUGCUCCCCGCUCCGGCCACUGAAAUUGUCCUCCGGUAGCGCACCAAAGAUGUUUAGUUUGUUGGAGUUUCGAGUUGUGGAGUUGCAAAAAUCUUACGUGCUCAAGUUUGGGAAGAACAAUGUUAGAGUGAAGUCUAUAAGCAGAUUGGUGGUAGUGCCUUGUGAGGUUUUGGAAUUUAGCGAUGUUUUCGCGAUUUUUAUGAUAUAUGAUGGAGGGAAGAUAGGGUUUGUGAGAUUUGGGGACAAGAAAUUGACUCGUGUGGAUGAGCAAAAUGAUCACUAUGAUGAUAUUAUUGUUUAUAAGGGUCAGUGUUAUGUUGUUGAUAAAUGGGGCACGAUUUCGUGGAUUAGUUCUGGUCUCCAGGUGAUUCAGUUGCAGAUGAUUCAGUUUUCGCCUCCGCUGUGUGGGUUUGGGGAGAGGAAGUAUUUGGUGGAGUCUGGCGGUGAUCUUUAUGUGGUUGAUCAGUUUUUGGAAAAACUGACUCAAGGUGACAAUAGCGUAUCACCCCAGAAUCCGAAUCAGGAUAAUGAGUUGCUUCUUUGGCACCAUGGUCGUAUUCAGCAAUAUGGAGAGGCAAUUGGUUUUAAAGUUUAUAAGCUGGAUCAAGAAUGGGGUAGAUGGGUCGAUGUGAAGGACUUGGGAGAUGACAUCUUUAUUCUGAGUAGUGAUGGAUCGUUCUCCGUGUCCGCCAGAGAGUUUGGUGGAGUGAAGGGGAAUUGCAUUUUCUUUACUGAAGGUGCCUUAACUACUGGAAGGGUCUUCUACAGCCGUGUGUUCAAUUUAGAAGAUGGUAGGAUUAGCAGCCUAGCAUCGUCGCGCCCUCACACUCACAUGGUCCAACCACCUUCAAGUUGGCUCAGCCAUGAUUGAAGUUUGUCUGCAUGUUCUGAAUGGAAGAUGGUUACAGGUUAAGACCAUUUGAUUUGCAUUUCUUGGAGAUGGUGGACUAUCCAAUCCUCAUGAAGAAUGACCUGGUACCAGUUCUUCUGUAAACUAGUAUAAAAUAUUAUGCUAGUUAAUUGUUCCAGUGUUUGCGAGUGUGGUUAAUUAAUGUUAGAACUCUACAGUUGUGUAAACUAGCUUAAAAUAUUACGGUAGUUAAUGUUAGGAUAUAUACAUACAGAUUAUGAGUGUAGUUUGUUGAUGAACUUAAUGUUAGGAACCAUACAUACAGAUUAUAUAAGAUGGUGUGUCUUUAAUGAACUUGUACGUAAAUUACACGAGUAAUAUCAUUUACUUUGAUGAUAAUUUGUGAGCU
Argentina anserina (silverweed cinquefoil) is the source of this 1664-nucleotide messenger RNA. Its product is annotated as putative F-box protein At1g65770. The record is from RefSeq and is a predicted model, not a curated record. The coding region runs from base 62 to 1276 and encodes 404 amino acids. Lineage: Eukaryota; Viridiplantae; Streptophyta; Magnoliopsida; Rosales; Rosaceae. Gene Ontology annotation, molecular function: protein binding. The transcript is spliced from 2 exons.